Filobasidium floriforme is the source of this 2160-nucleotide messenger RNA. RefSeq names its product hexose transport-related protein. The record is from RefSeq and is a predicted model, not a curated record. Lineage: Eukaryota; Fungi; Basidiomycota; Tremellomycetes; Filobasidiales; Filobasidiaceae. Gene Ontology annotation, cellular component: membrane. The transcript has 5 exons. Gene Ontology annotation, molecular function: carbohydrate:proton symporter activity. Gene Ontology annotation, biological process: carbohydrate transport; transmembrane transport. Bases 222 to 2015 code for a protein of 597 amino acids.
AGGAAACACAUCCUGAUUCUAUUCCCUGAACUUGGCACAUCCCCCAUACGCGCGGGCGCCGUGAUCGACGACCACAUACAUAAAACAGCUAUAUACAGCCACCCGAAAGUAAAGUCCUGGGGGCUCCAAAUCACAUUCAACGACCUCCCCUCUCUCUCUCUCUCACAGGCAAAAGUUGCAAACUGAAAACUAUCGCAAUCACCACGUCCAUCGCGAACAUCAUGUCUGAAGAGAAACAACAUCACGGCAGACAUCCUCCUGACAGGGAUGCAGUCCCGACUCUCGCCUCAUUAGGAGUCGAUCUUCACCCAGACACAUAUCGAUACUGCGAAGACAGUCAAGCGUUGGCGGAUGCUAUCGGCGGAAACAGACUGAGGGAUGUCUUCGCCAACUGGAUCGUAGUCGCAGCCGCUUUCUCCGCCUGUAUGGGUGGUCUCUUGUUCGGUUUCGACCAAGGUAUCUUGUCGAUCGUCUUGACGAUGAAGCAAUUCCUGAACCAAUUUCCGGAGACGGACCCCGCGCAAGACUCGGGCGCUGCGUUCAACAAGGGUAUCAUGACGGGUCUCUUGGAGCUGGGCGCAUUCCUGGGUGCCAUCCAAGCCGGUUAUCUCGCCGAUAGAUAUUCGCGAAAGAAGGCUAUCGCCAUUGGAUCCGCCUGGUUCAUCGUCGGUAGCAUCAUCCAGGCUGCAUCAUUCAGCUACGCUCAGCUCGUUGUCGGCCGGUUCGUGGGUGGUGUCGGUAUCGGCUUUUUGUCCUCGGUCGCUCCCAUGUACAUUUCCGAAAUCGCACCGCCCAACGUGCGAGGCGCCUUCCUCGCCCUGGAAGGUGCGACCAUCGUCAUCGGUAUCGUCAUCAUGUUCUACAUCACCUAUGGGACUCGACAUAUCCCAGAUGACUGGAGUUUCAGGGUACCGUUCGUCAUCCAAGUGGCACCUUGUAUCUUCCUCGGACUCGGUCUUUGGAAGCUGCCCUACUCUCCUCGAUGGUUGGCUCAAGUCGGCAGGGAUCGAGAGGCGUUGGACGCUCUGGUCCGACUUCGUGGGACCCCGUCGACAGACCCUCGAGUACAAGCCGAAUGGAUCACCAUCCGAGCCGAAGCCCUCCGGAACAGGGAAGUCAUCGUCAUGGCCCAUCCUACCAUCGCUCAAAAGGCCGGUCUGGCGGCGGAGAUUAAGCUGGAGAUUGCCGCUUGGAUCGACAUGUUCAAGCCGGGUAUCCUUCGAAGGACCAUGAUUGGGGUCAUGCUCAUGGUCUUUCAACAGUUCCAGGGCAUCAACGCCCUGAUCUACUACUCUCCGACCUUGUUCGAGCAACUCGGUCUAGGCUAUGAGAUGCAACUCACCAUGUCCGGUGUACUCAACGUCUGUCAAAUGGUCGCAACCACCUCGUCCUUCUUUUACCUCGACAAGAUCGGCCGAAAGCCGCCUCUUCUCUUGGGAUCCGUUGUCAACACCAUCUCUCAUGUUAUCGUCGCCGUCAUGAUCGCCAAGUUUUCGCACGACUGGCCGAACCACCAAAAGGAAGCUUGGGUCGGCGUCUCCUUCAUCCUCAUCUUCUGCUUCUCUUUCGGUCUCGGAUGGUCUCCCGUCCCCUGGGCCCUACCCGCCGAGGUCCACGCCUCUAGUCGGCGAGCCAAGGGAGUGGCCAUCACCACCUGCUGCAACUGGUUGUUCAACUUUAUCAUCGGCGUCAUCACCCCUCCCAUGAUCCAACACAUCAAAUGGGGAACCUUCCUCUUCUUCGCCGCCUUCUCGUUUAUGAGCGCCAUCUGGACCUGGUUCUUCUGUCCGGAAACCAAGGGGGUUUCGCUCGAGGGCCUAGAUCGGAUCUUUGGGACCAAGGCUGGCGUCGAGGAGAUCGAUGCCAAGGCCGACAUCCUUCACGCGAUCAUCGGAAUCUCUUCGACUACCGGCAGGAACGACGUUCCCGCUCUCGGCACGGGAUACCAGAACGACGAGAUCUCGGACAAAGGCGCCGCUUUCAAAGGACAAUCCGAGUUCGUGGAGAGGGUCUGAAAGACCAUGGGAUUUGAGCGAAAAGAGACUGCUGUUCAGAGGCGCUGAAACGAGGGAUUGAAUCGGUACAGGCAAAUUGAAAGAUCAGGAAAAGUCUAGAAUAAAAAGUCGAAGGAAACGCGUUGUACAACCUCGUUUUACGUAU